Triplophysa dalaica is the source of this 2255-nucleotide messenger RNA. RefSeq names its product Sep (O-phosphoserine) tRNA:Sec (selenocysteine) tRNA synthase (gene sepsecs). The record is from RefSeq and is a predicted model, not a curated record. Bases 249 to 1706 code for a protein of 485 amino acids. Lineage: Eukaryota; Metazoa; Chordata; Actinopteri; Cypriniformes; Nemacheilidae. The transcript has 11 exons. Gene Ontology annotation, biological process: conversion of seryl-tRNAsec to selenocys-tRNAsec; selenocysteine incorporation. Gene Ontology annotation, molecular function: tRNA binding; O-phosphoseryl-tRNA(Sec) selenium transferase activity.
CGGAAGUAAACAGUGAACUCAGAAACCGAUUGAUUUGAACUUCACGCUGACUCAGAUAAUUUAGAAAAUGUUUAACCUCACAGCAGACCAUCCGUAGUGCAACAGAAACGGGGGCGGAUUACUUAAAACAGUAUUUCCGGAACGAUUUAACACUGUCAAACAGCAUUAGACCCUAUCGACACUUUGAACACGUGCAGGCGUGUUUCCUGACUAUUAACAUCUGCAGCGGUUUUCGUGAUUAAAGGGACAUGAACAUCGAGAAUUUCGGCCUGAGCGAAAAGAUCGUCUCGUCUUCAUAUGUUCGCCAGGGGCUGCAGGCUCGUCGCGGUCACGAGCAUCUGAUUCGUGUCCUCUUGGACCAGGGUAAAUGUCCAGAGGAGGGAUGGGACGAAAGCACCAUAGAGCUGUUUCUGAAUGAGCUGGCGAUCAUGGACAGCAACAACUUCUUGGGAAACUGUGGUGUGGGAGAGCGGGAGGGCAGAGUCGCUUCCAGUCUGGUAGCCAGAAGACAUUACAGACUGAUCCACGGCAUUGGUCGAUCAGGGGACAUCGCUGCUGUUCAACCCAAGGCUGCUGGUUCCAGUCUCCUAAAUAAAAUCACCAAUUCGGUAGUCCUGGAUGUUCUGAAAUUUACAGGUGUUAGGAGUGCAUCCUCGUGCUUUGUGGUCCCCAUGGCGACAGGAAUGAGUCUCACAUUGUGUUUCCUCACAUUGAGACACAGAAGGCCUGAGGCCCGCUACAUCCUUUGGCCUCGAAUUGACCAGAAGUCUUGCUUCAAAUCGAUGGUGACUGCUGGUUUUGAGCCUGUGGUGAUUGAGAAUGUUCUGGAAGGAGAUGAGCUACGAACAAACCUGGAGGAAGUGGAGAGAAAGAUUGAGGAGUUGGGUGCCAAAAACAUCCUCUGUGUCCAUUCCACAACGUCCUGUUUUGCACCACGCGUUCCUGACAGACUAGAGGAACUCGCUGUUUUGUGUGCAAAGCAUGAUAUCCCUCACAUAGUCAACAAUGCCUACGGAGUGCAGUCAUCCAAAUGUAUGCACCUUAUACAACAGGGAGCCCGUGUGGGAAGAAUUGAUGCUUUUGUCCAAAGCCUCGAUAAAAAUUUCAUGGUCCCAGUCGGUGGUGCUAUCAUUGCUGGAUUUGAUGAAGUCUUCAUUAAAGAAAUCAGUCAAAUUUACCCAGGUCGAGCUUCAGCUUCUCCAUCUCUAGACGUCCUCAUCACUCUGCUUUCACUUGGAGCGAGCGGCUACAAGAAACUCUUGUCACAAAGAAAGGAGCUGUACGGCCACCUGGCGCAGGAGCUGAAAGCUCUAGCUGAGCGGCACGGAGAGAGACUGCUGCACACGCCACACAAUCCAAUAUCACUGGCCAUGUCCUUGAACUGUCUCCAGGCGCACAGUGAUAAAGCGGUCACCCAGCUGGGCUCCAUGCUCUUCACCAGACAGGUGUCUGGUGCCAGAGUGAUUCCUCUUGGUGUGGAACAGACUGUUAGCGGACACACAUUUCACGGCUUCAUGUCACAUACAGAUGCCUAUCACUGCCCGUACCUCAAUGCAGCAUCAGCCAUAGGAAUAACCAAAGAUGACGUAACUUUGUGCAUGAAGAGACUUGAGAAAUGCCUUAAGAGUCUUAGGAAAGAAGCGCCUGUAGAGAAGAAUGAGUCUACAUCGGCCGCUGAAGGUUUGGAAGACCAAACGGUUCCCUGAGCGUUUAUGGUGUUGUGUAAUUCUCUACACAUUCGCUUUGUGUUUUCUUGAUGUUGUCGUAAUUAUCUUAUGUUUGAAAUUUGUUGAUAAUUUGAUAUUCAAUGUAUCAAUUUCUUUUUAACUAAACCAAAGCGAUUUAAACUGGAGUUAAAAGCUCUGAUAAUAAACGCACACAAUACCAUGAAUUCUUUUAUGCAAACUGGCUUUAUUAAAUAUUUACACUGCAUUACAGAUAUGGGUGAUUCUCACGAAAUCACUGAAACAUCAUGGAGUUGAAUUAUAAAACAUACAUUUCGGUAAUAAAAAAAUUAUCAUAAUAAAGAUAAUUGUGUUCUCUACCUUGGACAAAACAUAAUUUGGACAUAGAAAUGAAUUAUGUACGUGUUUUAUUACUUUUUCUGCUGAAAUCCCAAUUUGUCUGAGUGCAUUGUACGUUGUAAUUUAAACAGAAUAAAAUGAAAGUAUUGUGAAAAAACACAAUUGGAUGUUUUACUAGACGUCCUCAAAUGACUGACAGAAUAUUCAUGUAAAAUAAAAAUGAAAAAAAUA